Messenger RNA from Batrachochytrium dendrobatidis JAM81, 1485 nucleotides. RefSeq lists its product as uncharacterized. The transcript has a single exon. Lineage: Eukaryota; Fungi; Chytridiomycota; Chytridiomycetes; Rhizophydiales. Bases 1 to 1485 code for a protein of 494 amino acids. The record is from RefSeq and is a predicted model, not a curated record. Gene Ontology annotation, molecular function: protein dimerization activity.
AUGGACCAAUUCUGGAACCCAUCGCAAUUCACAACAGCCAACAAGCCAUUCAGUCAUAAUACCGAAUCUGUAAUCAACAAGCUUCCCUCACCUCCAUACUCGACUUUAUCUGACAUGGCUUCAUCCUGGUCAGUAUCUAACGAAGCUAAUCCAGGAACGAUUGCAAGGCAACGCAACAAUCAGCAGCACCGCCCAGCUCACUUUUCUCAAACUCAGCAAAUCCAAUCGCAUGCAAUGGCAGCUCCUGCACUAUACAGUCGCUCUAGUGAUGAACAGCCACAAGGGCGAAUACUCAGCAACACCCGAGUUGACCCAACAAGCUACAACGACGCUGCUUUACUUGAAGGAGGGUCAGCACAACAGACCUUUUUCUUGCCACAAAACCAGUCACAGCGAUCUAGUGUUAACAUGACCUCACACCAUCCUAUGCAAGCAACAUCCACCUUGCAUUCACAGGGAUCUUCCAUUUUGUCCACUUCACAGCCAAUGCAUUCAUCUAGACCAACCUUUCACCAACCAACCCAACAUAGGUCACAGAUGCCACCUCACAAUCAAUACCAACAGCAAUCGACUCUAUUGACAUCACCACUCCGUCCUCGUUCUUUGGCAGCUCUCAGGGCUAAAGCGCGAUCCUCGUCACAUCUAAACUCUGUUUCGACAGCAGCCAUUGCAGCAGCAAAAACAAGUAGUACAGUAGAUGACAAGGAAGCAUUGCGGCGAGUGGUGCAUUGUGCAGUAGAACGAGAGCGUCGAGAGAGAAUCAAAGUCAAGUUGGAUGAACUCAAGGCGGUUAUUCCAUCUUGUGCCAGUAUGGCUUCCACCCAAAAGAUUGUGUUGUUGGAAAGUGCAGUUACUUAUAUCAAGAGUCUUGAGAUGCUCAUUGGAGAUUUGGAAUCAAGAUUGAGUCAAUAUGAAGGCACUAGUAAUGUGUCUGAAGAAAGAUCGCCGCCGUUUAGUGAGACUCAGUUAGUGGAUAGAUACCCUCAGACUGAUGCGGCUUCGGCUGUUGAUUAUGCAUAUAGUCCAACCAGUGCCAACGAUCAUCCGCAUCCGCACCUUCAUCAUCCCUAUCAACGACCACGGCAUUCACACUGCACGUCCUCACCCGAAUCUAGCAUUGCACAACAGGCUCAGCAUUCACAUGCAUCACAUACAAGGGUAAAGUCGGAACAGCUGAAUCUUAAAGGUCCAAUGCACACACCCAACAACACUCAUGGUCGUUUGUUGGCACCCACUCUAAAGCCAAAUGUUGCCAAUGUGUAUUCUGCCAACACUGCACUUGUCACCACAGAUGGAUCGUGGGAAUACAGGUCAAACUAUCAGAAUCCACACCAGCACACUAACCAUGCUCAACAGCAUCAAGAACCCACUAUAAAUCAACAGCAAUACCCAACACAUUCUCGUCGGACUUCCUUCUAUGACAGUGACAUAUCCCCUGUGCAUUCACCAAAGAACUUGUUGUCUGUCGGUAGUCUAAUUACUUAG